Trifolium pratense (red clover) is the source of this 2216-nucleotide messenger RNA. Its product is annotated as T-complex protein 1 subunit eta. NCBI's taxonomy places the organism in Eukaryota, Viridiplantae, Streptophyta, Magnoliopsida, Fabales, Fabaceae. Gene Ontology annotation, molecular function: ATP-dependent protein folding chaperone; ATP hydrolysis activity; ATP binding. The transcript has 14 exons. The record is from RefSeq and is a predicted model, not a curated record. Gene Ontology annotation, cellular component: chaperonin-containing T-complex. The coding region runs from base 149 to 1834 and encodes 561 amino acids. Gene Ontology annotation, biological process: protein folding.
AGACACAGAUACAGUGAAAACAUUCUCACUCACACUGCGAAAGAGAAGGAGCCAGAAAACCGCUUCUUCUAGAACCAUACAAAACUCUUCAAAACUUAAACCCUAAAUCUCUCUUUUCUCUCUUCAUCCAUCAUCAUCACCUUCAACCAUGUCUUCUAUGCUGCAACCACAGAUCAUACUGUUGAAAGAAGGUACAGAUACAUCGCAAGGUAAACCACAACUUGUAAGCAACAUCAAUGCUUGCACUGCCGUCGCCGAUGUCGUCCGAACCACCCUAGGUCCUCGCGGUAUGGACAAACUCAUCCAUGACGAUAAAGGUUCAGUCACCAUUUCUAACGACGGCGCCACUAUCAUGAAGCUUCUCGAUAUCGUUCACCCCGCCGCUAAAAUCCUCGUCGAUAUUGCUAAGUCUCAGGACUCUGAGGUUGGCGAUGGAACUACCACUGUCGUAUUGCUUGCAGCUGAGUUCUUAAGAGAAGCUAAGCCUUUCAUUGAAGACGGUGUUCACUCUCAAAAUUUAAUAAGGAGCUAUAGGACUGCAUGCUCCUUGGCAAUUGAGAAGAUUAAAGAGCUAGCUGUUAGCAUUGAGGGAAAAAGUAUUGAAGAGAAGAAAACUUUGCUCGGAAAGUGUGCUGCUACAACACUUUCUUCAAAGCUUAUAGGUGGUGAAAAGGAGUUCUUUGCAUCUAUGGUUGUGGAUGCCGUAAUUGCAAUUGGGACUGAUGAUAGGUUGAACAUGAUUGGAAUAAAGAAGGUUCCUGGUGGUAACAUGCGCGACUCAUUUCUUGUCAACGGUGUUGCCUUCAAGAAGACAUUUUCAUAUGCUGGAUUUGAGCAGCAGCCUAAGAAGUUUCUCAAUCCAAAAAUACUAUUACUUAAUGUUGAGUUGGAGCUAAAAUCUGAGAAAGAAAAUGCUGAAAUAAGAUUAUCAGAUCCUUCACAGUAUCAAUCGAUUGUUGAUGCAGAAUGGAAUAUUAUUUAUGACAAACUGGAUAAAUGUGUCCAAAGUGGUGCCAAAGUUGUUCUGUCACGUCUGGCUAUUGGUGAUUUGGCUACUCAGUAUUUUGCAGAUAGAGACAUUUUCUGUGCUGGUCGUGUAGCAGAAGAAGAUCUAAAAAGAGUUGCGGCUGCUACUGGGGGAACUGUACAAACAUCUGUCAAUAACAUUAUUGACGAGGUUCUUGGAACUUGUGAGAUUUUUGAGGAAAAGCAAGUAGGAAAUGAGAGGUUCAACAUAUUCAAUGGAUGUCCAUCUGGCCAAACAGCCACUAUAGUUCUUCGUGGUGGAGCUGAUCAGUUCAUAGAGGAAGCAGAGCGAAGUUUGCAUGAUGCAAUCAUGAUUGUCAGAAGGGCUAUGAAGAAUUCAACUGUAGUCGCCGGUGGAGGUGCUAUAGACAUGGAAAUAAGCCGGUACCUAAGGCAACAUGCACGCACAAUAGCUGGAAAGUCUCAGCUUUUCAUCAACUCCUAUGCAAAAGCUCUUGAGGUUAUUCCUCGCCAAUUAUGUGACAAUGCUGGAUUUGAUGCAACUGAUGUGCUGAACAAACUAAGACAGAAACAUGCGCUUCCUUCUGGUGAGGGGGCACCAUAUGGGGUCGACAUAGCCACUGGUGGAAUUGCUGAUUCAUUUGCCAACUUUGUCUGGGAGCCUGCAGUUGUAAAGAUUAAUGCUAUAAAUGCUGCCACAGAGGCAGCUUGCCUUGUCUUAAGUGUGGAUGAAACAGUUAAAAAUCCCAAGUCUGAGAGUGCACAAGGAGAGGCUGCUGCAAGUGCCAUGGGAGGCAGAGGUCGCGGAGGCGGUUUCCGUGGUCGUGGACGAGGAAUGCGUAGAUGAUGAGACAUGUAUUCUAAUUGGUCAGCAUUAGUCUCAUGCAUUGAAUGUCUGUAAUAUGCGCAAUGCCACUGCAUGAAUGUUUCUGCUACUGGUGGUUGCUAGAAGCAUGCCAUAUUUUAUUGACUUACAGAUGAUGAUAUGAAAUGAUGGUAAUACGGGGAUUCUGGGAGCAUUAUCUAAUCAACCUAGGUUUUGAUGGUAGCAAUUUUCAGGCAUUGUCUUUUUGACAUUUGUUCAGUUUAUACGUUGGAGGGGUUGAAUUUAUUAUUAGAUGGUUGUUGUUGGGGACUUCGAUUUUGUGUGAAAUUUUGCUUAACCUUGUUCCCCUCACUAAACUAUUUUUGUUACCAAGUAUUUAUAUAUGCAUCUUAUUUCAUCUGUA